Molecule: messenger RNA, 322 nt
Organism: Lottia gigantea (owl limpet)
Lineage: Eukaryota; Metazoa; Mollusca; Gastropoda; Lottiidae
Exons: 5
Coding region: 33-284 (83 amino acids)
Biological process (GO): endonucleolytic cleavage to generate mature 3'-end of SSU-rRNA from (SSU-rRNA, 5.8S rRNA, LSU-rRNA); translation; endonucleolytic cleavage in ITS1 to separate SSU-rRNA from 5.8S rRNA and LSU-rRNA from tricistronic rRNA transcript (SSU-rRNA, 5.8S rRNA, LSU-rRNA)
Cellular component (GO): ribosome; cytosolic small ribosomal subunit
Molecular function (GO): structural constituent of ribosome
Source: RefSeq, a predicted model, not a curated record
GUAUUGUGAAAACAUCACUUUGAUAAAUCAAGAUGCAGAACGAGGCAGGAGAAUUUGUUGAUAUGUACAUCCCACGAAAAUGCUCUGCUAGUAAUCAGAUUAUCCAUGCUAAUGAUUAUUCUUCUAUUCAAUUGGCUAUUGCUGAGGUUGAUGAGACCACUGGUAGAAUGACUGGUACACAGAAAUUAUAUGCCAUUUGUGGUAAAAUUAGGUUUAUGGGUGAAGCUGAUGAUUGUAUCAACAGAUUAUGUAAAAAAGAUAAAAUUAUCUCACCAAAUUUCUAAGAUGUGUACAACUGACAAAUAAAAUAAUGUAGAAACAA